ACUGCCCUGAUGAUGAACAGAAAGGAAACCAGCGAGCCCUGCCCCUCCCGGAAGCCCUUUAAAAACAGAGGCCGUCAAGCUCCCUCCUGGCAGUCUUGGCCGGGCUGGGGACCGGGGCCAGCCCCUGCACGACCCCAGCUUUUCUCUCGCUGUUUGCCGGAGCCGGCGGGGCGCGGAGCGGCUGCUGGCCCCGGCUCUGUGGACUCGCACCGAUGGCCAGCAGGUACGUAGCGAGCUAGGACGCGGCGGCUCCAUGGCGCCUCCUCCACCCUGCAUCACUCUUUAAAAACUUCCCUGGGGUCACCUUGCUCUACGCCACCACCGCUGACAAUGCCCACGGCGAACGGCCCCGUGGUGCUGCUGGGCACCCUCCAGCGGCACGUGGAGCUGCUCCUGGUGUGCUCCAAGUGCAGCGUGAAGGAGAACGAGAUCACCUACCAUCUGCGGCAGGUGGAGCACAAGUGCAUGUACGAGAUCCUCCUGGCCCGCUGCCGAAACCGGCGCACCACAGCCUGGAGGAAGGUGUCGAGGCGGCCGGGCUUCCCCAACCCAGCCCGCUACGCCGUCUGCAGGUACUACACGGUGGGCUUGGGCUGCAGCAAGCACGGGAACCAGUGCACGUUCGCCUGGAGCCCGGAGGAGGCCAUGGUGUGGAACUUCGAGAGGGAGCAGCAGCUGGAGCGGCGGCAGCUGAAGGCGGCGGUGCUGAAGGCGCAGCUGGGGGGCUGCUCUGCCGCUCACCCCCCCGCCACGGCCACAGCCGCCGGCGAGAUCCUGAGCGAGUUUGGGGGGCAGUUCCAGGAGAUCUGCAAGCUCUGCUUCUUCGGCUGCCCGCAGCGCAUCUCGGCGGGCGGCCAGGCGCGGCUCUGCGAGUCCCACCACGGCUGGGACCCGCUGCUGGUGCACGUGGUGUCCGACAGCCGGCUGAAGAAGCAGUACAUCGCCAUCCGCCCCUGCCCCGAGUUCAUGCCGACCCUCAGCUACUGCCGCUUCGUCUCCAAGGGGCAGCCCUGCCGGCACAGCAUCCAGCGGUGCCAGUACGCGCACAGCGACGUGGAGAUGGCCGUCUGGCAGGCCGAGAGGGAGCAGGGCCUGCUUCGCUCCGACCUGCUGCCGGCGGCGGGGCUGUGCGCCGAGAACGGCAAGCCGGCGGCGCCCGCGCCGGUGCACUUCUACUGCCGGGUCUGCCUGGUGACCUUCAGCUCGCAGGAGAGCUUCGAGAACCACUGCUCCUCCGUCGAGCACGUGCAGAUGCUCUCGGUCGACACCUCCGUCCAGUGGGUCCACCGCGCGCCGCCGCUCGGGCUGAGCUCCUUCACGCUGUGCAGCAGAGCGGAGGUGUGCGAAAUGGGGAGCAGCUGCACCAAGGCGCACUCCACCGAGGAGCUGCAGGAGUGGAUCCAGAGGGUGAAGGUUGCCGUCAAGAAAAAGAAGCAGGCCAUGAAGGAAGGGCUUUUGUCCUACCAGGACCGGCUCAUUGCUGAGUAUCAGAUGUGCUCCAACGAGGUGUUGAUUAUGUCUGAGUAUGUCGAGGGUGUUGCGGUUGUGUGUCAGGAGCCCCUGCACGUGCACUCGGAGGACAAGCGGUUGAAAUACCAGUGGAAGUUCAAGGUCCACUCCCAGAUGCCCCUGCAGCACGUGGCACUGCUGAAGCGGGAUCCAGGGGCCACCUUCUACCUCUCGGGGAACGGGCUGUCACGGGGCCUCCACUACCUCCGCGGGGAGCACGUGGCCACGCUGCCCAGCUCGCCGCCCGUGGCGCUGGUGGAGGUCUCCAUGGAGUGCUGCACGCUGGGCGUCUUCGAGCAGUGGGUGGUGUUCGACUUCGGCAGCCGCCCCGUCCUCCUGCGGAAGAUCAAGGUGAAGGUGGGCCGGCGGGAUGCCCCCCAGCACGUCCCCGCCACCAGCAGCAGGGAGGACGGCCGCGCCGCCAACUUCGUGCGGUGGGACCGAGGCAACCGGAUCAUCGUUCGCAGCAUGCCGAGGACCAGUGAGGACGUGGAUCUGCUGGCCAAAUACAAGCCUGCGGCGCUCUCGCUGGACUACCGGCGCGAGGGCGGUGUGAACGCUGCCGUCACCCGGCUCAACUACCGCGAGAGGAUGCACAGCUUCCUCUUCUGCGAGGAAGAAGCCGAACAGGCUCUGAUUGCCAAACUCAACCUGCGGGUCCUCAUUACGCUGAGCAACAUGAUCGAAAGCCUCUCCAUGGGGAUGAAGUUUGCCCCGCCUGGUGAGCUGUUUGCUAAAGUGCCUACCCCGUAUAACCUCUCGCCGGACACAGAUGAGGGGUAUCUGCUGAACAGGUCCGUGCCCACCGCUUUCCUGGCACUUGACCCACCUAUAGACAAUCGGGUUUACGAGGUUGGCGUGGAGAAUAAAGCCACCACAGAGAACACUAUCUGGCUACAGAUACCAAACAGAUGCUGCUCAGAGCUGAACUUGAUGCCCCAAACCUCCCUCAACGUGGAGAUCCAGUUCCAAAUUGACCAGCUGCUGUUCCGGCAGUGGCACCAGGCUGUCGACCGCCUGUUGGAUGAGAGGCUGGUCCUACCUGAUGUGGCCAGUUGCACUAUCCCCUACUGCCUCAGACAACCACAGGAAGGGAACAGCAAACAGAAACUGGCCAUCUCCUUCAUCACCGGCCAGGUAACCAGCAGACGGCAGGUCCCACCUCUUCUCAUCUACGGGCCUUUCGGCACGGGGAAGACGUUCACGUUGGCCAUGGCCACCCUGGAGAUCAUCAGGCAGCCCAACGCGCGGGUGCUGAUCUGCACCCACACCAACAGCGCUGCUGACAUCUACAUCCGGGAGUAUUUCCACAACUACGUGACCAACGGGCAUCCGUGGGCUGUUCCCUUGAGGAUUAUAUCCGCUGACCGUCCCGUCAGCCUGACCGACCCCAUCACGCAGAUGUACUGCUGCCUCUCUGAAGACCAGCGCUCCUUUCGGCACCCCACACAGGCAGAGAUCAACAGGCACCACAUAAUUAUUACCACCUCCAUGUUAUCCAAGAACCUGAAGGUCGCCCCGGGUUACUUCACCCACAUCAUGAUCGACGAGGCCGCUCAGAUGCUGGAGUGUGAAGCUUUGAUUCCACUCUCGUAUGCCACUCUCGAGACCCGGAUCGUCCUCGCUGGGGACCACAUGCAGAUAACCCCAAAGCUGUUCUGUGUUGGGGAGGGGCAGUCCGCGGAUCACACCCUGUUGAACCGACUCUUUCAGUUUUACCAGAAAGAGAAGCAUGAAGUGGCCAUGAAGAGCAGGAUCAUCUUCAAUGAGAAUUAUCGUUCUACUGCAGGCAUAAUUGAGUUCGUCUCCAAGCACUUCUACGUCGGCAAAGGCAAUGCUAUCCACGCCAGUGGGAACAUCCCCCCCCACCCCGAAAUCUACCCGCUCAUGUUCUGCCAUGUGCCUGGUGUGGCCGAGAGGGAUAUGUCCUUGAUUUCGUGGCACAAUGCCUCUGAGAUAAUACAGGUGAUUGAGAAAGUGGAGGAGAUUUAUCAGAGGUGGCCAGACAAGUGGGGUGUCCGAGAUCUGAAGAGGAUCUGUGUGGUCUCCCACGGCGUACAGGUUUCUGCAAUACGGCAAGAGCUGAGGAAGAAGCAGCUACCAGAAGUGGUGGUGGAAAACUAUGAAAACCUGCCAGGGCGGGAGUUCCGGGUCAUCAUCAUCAGCACCGUCCACACCAGCGAGAGCCUGCGCAUCUCGGCCUCCCACAACCUCGAGUUCUUCAACGAAGCCCGAGUGCUCAACACCAUCAUGACCAGGGCUCAGUCUCAGGUCAUUGCGGUGGGGGAUGCAGUGGCCUUGUGCUCCCACGGCCAGUGCAGCAAGGUGUGGAAGCGCUUCGUCCAGGAGUGCAUCGAGAAGGGGAGCGCCUUCCCGGAGAACCUGACGAUGGCGCAGAUCAAGCAGGCCGCGUGUGACAAGGAGAGCUGGAGAAGGACAAGCCCGCAGCGGAGCGACGAGGACAGCGACACGGACUCCUGGAGCUCUGAGGCCGACAGCCUGAAUCCUGACGAUCCCAUCCUCCAGGAGCUCUUAGAUGAGAGCAAGAACAUGCUGGUGACGGUGUCCGAAGAAGGGCUGCUGAAGCCUGAGACUUCAAACCGGUGGGAAGACAGGCAGGAGUAUGUCAGCUUCUCCUCCCAGGUGAUGCAGGAAUAUCUGCGUAUGCACCCCAAAAUGUACAAGAGGUGCGAGCUGGUCAAAGAAAGGUUUGACAGGGCUUCUGCCAUCACCCUCAAUGACUCUCCUGCCAUGACCAUUCAGAUCAAAGGCAGGGUUCACUGCGGGACAGCCUUCACUGGCGACGAAGUGCUCGUGGAAAUCCUGAAGAACAGCAUGGAUGACAGCAGCGGCCUCCGCCCGCAGGGAAAGGUGGUGGGCAUCCUGAAGCGUGCGGAGAGAGAACGGACCUUCAUCUGCAUGAUGGACGAGUUUGACCCCCGGGUGAUGAUACCCAUCGAUCCCACUGUCACCAAAAUAUUUGUCCCAGGCCUGAAAGAGAAACCCAACGUCAUUCCCAUCCGCAGGCUUGUGAAUGGGAAGUACAGGGUGGUCAGCUGCGAGAAGAUCAGCCAGGACACAAGGAGAUGCCAAAUCUUCUGUGUCCAGAUUAUCUCCUGGCGGGACGGUUUUUACUACCCUUUGGGGAUAAUAACUGAGAUUUUGCGUGUGGCCAUGACUUUGGAAGAAAGCUUAAAGAUCCUCAACUUGGAGUAUGCCUUAGAGAGGAAAUACCCAGCUGCUGUUACCAGGGAGCUUGCCAAAUACACCUCCAGCAAACCAAACCUCACCAAGGAGAAUCUGAGGGACUGUCGGAGUUACCUCACCUUCACUGUUGACCCUGAAGGUGCUAGGGAUUUGGACGAUGCUGUCAGCGUCAGGGAUCUCGGACGUCGCUACGAGAUUGGGAUCCACAUCACGGAUGUAGCUGGCAUCAUUCCCAAAGGCAGCGCCUUGGACCUGGAAGCAAAGAAGCGUGGUGUCAGCUACUACCCCCCUGACCAGGAGCCCGUGUGCAUGUUCCCACCCCACAUUAGUGAAGACAUCUGCAGCCUCCUGCCACAAAAAGAGCGCCGUGCGAUCUCCUUGUUUGUCACCAUAGAAAAGGAGACUGACAUGGUGAUAAAGGGAAUCUUCACCCUCUCUGUGAUCCAGUCAGACAGGCAGCUGUCCUACAACGAGGCAGAACUCUGCAUUCAGAACCACUACAAGGGAGGCGGGGAUGCCCUCUGUUUCGAUACCCUGGAGGACUGCAUAGCUGUGGCUUAUCACUUCUCCAGGAUCCACCGAAAGUUUCGGCUGCAGGAGGAUUGCUUCUAUGACCAGCUGGAUGAGGAAAGCUCCCCAGGUAACAGGGGGUCCCAUCAGAUGAUAGAGGAGUUCAUGAUCAUGUUCAAUAGCUUCGUGGCUGAGUUCCUCACCAACCAGGAGAACACCAGAAAUGUCACUCCUCUCCGGUGUCAGAGUGAGCCAAGCCCUCAGCAGCUUUUAGUCAUGAAAGACAAGUACAGCCAUAUCAUCCCUUUGUCCCUCCAUCUCUCACACCACCUGGGAGAUGUGUCUCCUAGUGAAGAGUCCCCUAAAAAUGUGGAGUUCAGCCUCCUGCCCCCUAUCUGGGAGCAUUUACAGUCAGCUGCACAUCUCUGUGAUCUCCAUAAGAUGCUAGACCUUAUCGUUACUGAUGACAUCCACCCGAAGCUGGCCCCUGUGGUCCUGGAGUUCAGGAGACUGCUCAGCCGCUCCUAUUUCAGUCGCUCCAACUCCACUGUCCUGUCGAAAGUGGGCCACUACUCCCUGCACGUUGACUCGUACACCUGGGCUUCCUCUCCCAUCCGCCGGUACAUGGAUGUCGUGGUCCAGCGGCACCUUCAUUCUGUGCUCCGCAAGAAGCCCGUCACCUAUUCUUCCGAUGACAUCGAGUUUCUCUGUCACGACUUCAACAAGAAGAACUCCAAGGCGGUGAUCUACAAGAAGAGAGCCUGCUCCAUGCAGAUGGCCACCCAGCUGAAGAGCCAAGUCCUGCAGAAGAUCGCCUUCGUGGUGGAUAUCGAAGGGAUGGACAGGUACUUUAAAGCCCUGUUUCCACUGAAUAGAGAGAGUCUUCCAGAUCCGCAGGUAAUUCACUACAGGGCCCUGCAGCUGAUAGAGCAGCCCAUGUUCAUCCAGAAGCAGAAGAGCGUUAGGCUGACGUGGAAGAGGAGGAUGUAUUCCGUGGAGACAAUGAAGGAACACAGACUGCAGGCAGGUGCUCUCCACGACCACAGCAUCACCCUCUUCAAGACCCAGAUGUGGCAGGAAAUGCUCACGGCCAUCAGAAGUGAGAAUUUUGAGGAGCUGGCCGCUCUUCUGCAGAAGAGCAAGGAGCUCUACAAGCGGCAGGUGGGCCGGGUAAGGAAGAGCGAGUGCUUGCACUAUGCGGAGAUCACCCUGGAGCUGAGCGCAGGCGACUCGCUGCAGUUCCAGCUCACCACGGACGUCUCCCGGGGCUUCCUGGUGCCCUUCGUGCAGCUGUGGUGCGUGACGCCGGGUUUCGAUGUCUGUCUGCAGCACACAGAAAAGCCUAUCGACUGCUUCUCUGCGUACGCCACCCUGCCGUCCAAGGACAAGUACAAGCACGCGGCGGAGUAUAGGAAGGUGUGGAUGCCGAUGAGUGCCAUGGAGUCUGCUUCAUGUGCAGUGGCUGAGAAUGACUCUAUCGUCCUCCACGAUGUCAAAAUCACCUGGGCAAAGCAAAGGACGAGCAAAGGGCAGCUGCAAGGGACUUUCCACCUAAAGAAAAGCUUUUUGGAGGAGUGCUCCAUUGAGGUGGACUUUAACCACUGUUACCUGUGCAUUCGCCUAAGUGGGCUGAAGGUUAGGAGCCUUGAAAGCAAUGAGGAAUGCCUUAGCCAUGGCCUCCAGAACCUGUCCUUGAAUAACAAGGACAAAUCAGAAAACAAACUUGCGGUCAAUCCAGACACAUACACCUGGGUGGCUCAUGGGAUCACCGAGGAGUUCAGCGACGACCAGAAGUCAGACAGGAGCAGUCAGCAGACCUUGAAUUUUUACAUCAACUAUAUGUCUAUGGAGAACAUCCCCGCAGAAAUCUCACAGGCUUCUGCCAGCUUCACGGUGGAGCUCAUACCCAAGAUGCUGCCAGACGUACGGAAAGAAAAUGCAAUUUGGAGGCUCCAGCAUGCCUCCGAACUUGCUAAAAGCAUCGCUCUAGGCCACGAACCUCCAAAAAAAGCAGUGACAAAGUCCAAGCUCCUGCAGCAAAAAUCCUUUGAUCUCCCCGGCAGCCAAAGGAAGCUCAACGAGAGUCAGAGACAGGCUAUUCUAAAUGCUUUAAAAAAAUCCUUCACGCUCAUCCAAGGCCCACCAGGUACAGGGAAAACUGUUGUUGGAACUCACAUUGUCUACUGGUUGCAUAAGCUGAAUGAGGAGACCAGCAGGAAUGAGCAAUUGCCUUCCUCUGAUGAAGACAAGCCUGAAAAGAGAAAGUGCAUCUUGUACUGUGGCCCGUCCAACAAGUCCGUUGAUGUUGUUGCUGAGAUGCUGCUGAAGAUGAAGGACCUGAAACCACUGAGAGUUUAUGGGGAGGCCAUAGAGACACUGGAAUACCCGUACCCAGGGAGCAACCGGCACCUCUCCCGCAAAGCCUUGCGGGACGCAAAACCAAAGCCUGAGCUCAGCAAGAUAAUCCUGCAUCAUCGAAUCCGACGGCCACCCAACCCUUUCUGGCAGGUUAUCUGUAACUUUGACACUCGAGUGAAGGCAGGAGAGGAGAUAACAGAAGCCGAAAUAAAGAAGUACAAAUUCAGCUUGUCAGAAGCUCGUACAUACGAACUGAAGCGCCACGAUGUCAUCCUGUGCACGUGCUCCGCUGCGUCUGCCAACUCCCUGGAGGACCUCAAUGUCAAGCAGAUACUCAUCGACGAGUGUGCCAUGUCCACAGAGCCUGAGACCCUCAUCCCCUUGGUCAGCCACCCGCAUGCCGAGAAGGUUGUUUUGCUUGGGGAUCACAAACAGCUGCGGCCUGUGGUCAACAACGACUUCUGCAAGUCUCUUGGCAUGGAGACAUCGCUUUUUGAGCGCUACCAGAAGCAGGCGUGGAUGCUGGAUACGCAGUACCGCAUGCACAAAAACAUCUGUGAGUUCCCAUCCCAGGAGUUUUAUGAACAUCGGCUGAAAACGUGCCCCCAGCUUCAACACAAACACAGUGUUUUCCACCACAAAGACAACCGCUGCUGCCCGAUCAUCUUCGGGCACAUAGAGGGGAAGGAGCAGAGCCUCAUGAUUUCUACUGAGGAAGGAAACGAGAACUCCAAAGCUAACCCAGAAGAAGUGGAGCAGGCGGUGAGGACGGCGAAGCAGCUGACACUAGAUGGCACCAUCCUGCCGGAGAGCAUCGCCAUCCUGAGCCCCUACAACGCCCAGGUGUCCGAGAUCAACAAGCGCCUCCUGAAAGAGGGCAUCCACGGCGUGACCGUCUGCACCAUCAUGAAGAGUCAAGGAAGCGAAUGGAAGUACGUGAUCCUGUCGACUGUACGCUCCUGCCCUCGAUCUGAGAUUGACAGGAAGCCCACAAAGAGCUGGCAGAAGAAGUACCUGGGGUUUGUUACCGAUCCAAACCAGGUCAAUGUCGGCAUCACCCGAGCUCAGGAAGGACUCUGCAUUUUAGGGAACCGGUACCUCUUGGAGUGCAACCCUUUGUGGAGGAGACUGCUUCAGCAUUACAUGAAGCAUAACUGCUAUACCACAGCCCAGGAGAUUCUUGUCAGGAAGAUUUCAGCCUUUCGCCGAUGAAGGCUCGUCCGUCUCCACCAAAACUGUGCUACGUGUGCCUUGGGAAGGACGCAAAUCUUUCCAUUAUUUGAACAUGAACCAUUGAGCCAAAUGCACUGGGAGAGCCAGCAUCUUUCCCUGCACAUUGACAGCUCAGCCUCAGUAUGAGCUUCGGCGUCUUUCUUUUUAUAUUACUGCAACGUUGGACAGGAAAUUUUCAGCUCUAGCAAACCAAAAAGCACUUGGAAGUGGGUAGGUGGGCGUGUGACUAUAUUGAUAUUUUUUUAAAUGAAAGAUGCUCAGUGGAGCCGCCAUCCUAUCUGUCAGUGCAGCUGUGCUUUGGGGACCAAAUACACGGCCCAUUCAUUGCAGGUGGAAUAACUGCACGUGGCAGAUCCGCACAGCAAACUGUGAUUUGCCAUAUGGGACCAAAGCUUCUGAGUAGUACCACUCAUUGUAAAAUGAAGGCCAGGGAAUUUUUAAAGCUUUUUUUUUUCUUCUUCUUCAAAACAGAAAAACAGUAUUUUGUUGUUGUUGUUUUUUGUUUGUUUUUAAGCAAAGAAAGAAAGCAAAAAGAGAACCAUGUACCAUGCUGUCUAGCCAAAAUGCUGUUCUCUGAGCUUGUAAAUACCACGGAGCCAAGGCCAAGCUGAUUUUGUAAAUAGAUUUUACUUAUUCUUUGUACAAAGGAGGUUGUCCUUACCUGUAUAAAGUUAAUGAAAACCAAGGACUGCUCCUACCAGGAAAUGUUGGAAUUUUUAAACGUAUUUUAAACCAUUCUGAGUUUUAUUUGAAAUCCCCUUCUGUAAAAGCCUCCCCCCCCUUUCCUACCCUAUAUUUUUUAAAGCUGCUUCUAAUUUAUUAACUUUUAAAUCUGUGAAUUUGUUUCACAGUCUAUGGCCUGAGUUUUUAAGAGCAGUGAUGGAAACUUGGUAACUGUAUCACAACCUAUAUGUGUAUGAUGUAUUAUUUUUUUUAUUUUAAGUAGCCAAACUGCUGUGAACUGGAAGUUGUCAUUUUCCUAGAGGAGGUUGAUUUUGCACAGUAACUUAUGGCCGAUACGGAUAUGUAGUGGUGAAGUGGUGCUCUCUACUGAAUCAUGGAGCUGCUUUUGAAGCACGGUAGUUUUGAAGGAGAAUGUCAUUACUUCAUUUCAGUUCUGAAUGUAUGAAGUGCCUGCCUCAGCUGUCCCCGAGACCACAUGCUUGGUUGUCUCUGGAUGUUCACGUGGGAUGGAGCCAAGAUGCAAUCACAGCGUUUUUGCACCACGUAUAUAUUGUGCUGGGACUCAAGUUGUCCUGGUAUAUGUGAAGGGUCCCCACGACUUCACAGCACAAUGGCAGGGAUGAAUUUUGUCCUGUGAUUGCAACUGAAAGCGCUAUGUGGCUCUUCCCAGCGUGAAGGGAUGUGCAAUAAGCAAGCUUUGUGUCUGGCAGUCCUUACUGUGUUACUUCUCAUGCUCUGACUCUGUUAGACUUGACUCGAGAACUUCUGGAGCAAUUCCGUUCCUCUCUUCCUUGUUUUAAACUACCUUCCUGCACUUCCCCCUUCGAUGGGUUUGAUCUGUACAUUAGAGACCACCCAGGCUUGCUGUUGUAUUCCUGAAGCAUAAUAACUGACCUAUGGCUGCCAAUUCUGGGGCAAAAGUCUUUAGGAAGUAACUCCUGCUGGUUCUAAAGACGCUUGAUAAAAGUUGGUAAGAUGUGAAGUUCCCUUCCUCAAAGUCAUUCCACCCCGGAUCUUAAUGAUUCCACGCCAGCCUGAUUUUGCAAAUAUUGCAAUUCCAAAAUAAGCUUGUAUAGCAACAACUUUGUCAGCUGCUGAAAUGCAAUCAUCUAUCUCAAAGAUGAUUUGGAGAACUGCAAAAGAUGCUGGAACUGUUUGGUGCCGGCAUCAUUCCAACAGAUUCAUCUUGGUUGCUUUAGAACCAGCGGGCCUUGUUUUUGUUAUCUGAUGUAACUGAAGAGUCUCUCCCCUGUUAUUUCUGCUGGUUAUUUCAUUACAUCUAACACAAAUGAGGAGACUCUCCAAGCGCAGUGGCUUAGCCCAGUGCUCUUGUGUGGGGUUUGGCCAUGCAUCUGUAUAGACCAAGAAAAUGACCCACACAGCACUUCCCUUUACUCUCACCAGGAG
Oxyura jamaicensis (ruddy duck) is the source of this 10908-nucleotide messenger RNA. It is a transcript of the gene HELZ2, whose product is annotated as helicase with zinc finger 2. The transcript has 20 exons. The record is from RefSeq and is a predicted model, not a curated record. The coding region runs from base 331 to 8796 and encodes 2821 amino acids. Gene Ontology annotation, molecular function: RNA binding; 5'-3' DNA helicase activity; metal ion binding. NCBI's taxonomy places the organism in Eukaryota, Metazoa, Chordata, Aves, Anseriformes, Anatidae.